This is a messenger RNA of Puntigrus tetrazona (Sumatra barb), 8595 nucleotides long. RefSeq names its product ciliogenesis and planar polarity effector 1 (gene cplane1). The record is from RefSeq and is a predicted model, not a curated record. NCBI's taxonomy places the organism in Eukaryota, Metazoa, Chordata, Actinopteri, Cypriniformes, Cyprinidae. Gene Ontology annotation, biological process: cilium assembly. Gene Ontology annotation, cellular component: ciliary transition zone.
CCGGACGCUGUGGGAUGCAGGCCGCCUGGACUCGCCGUCAGUGCCGAGGAUGGAAGUGAAGUUGGAGGUUUUGUUGUCGUCCAGCAUCAAGCGCAGGAAGCCGUGGCCCAGGUUCUGCUGGCUGGGCAGGGAGAAGGAGGCCGUGUUUCUGUUGGACGACAGCCGGAUCAGCGAAAUCCAUCUGCUUUCGGGACGGACCAAAAAGAAGACCCCGAAACUCCAGCCGCUGUUGCAGAGGACGGCGACCAUGUCCGCGUCUCCGAAUGGCGCGUGGCUGGUGGGUCUUCUGGUCUCCGGGGAACUUUUCCUGUGGAACAAAGACAAGGAUUCGCUGAAGAUGGUGUCCGCCGUUCCUGAGGUUCACCAGCUGCUUUCUUCCAUCAAAGGUCGGGCGAGUGCAGUGCGUCUUUCUCUGCUGGUUUCGGAGGACGCUCAGCGGGUUUUCCUGGCCGCUCUCACGGGUCAGGCGUUCCUCUGGGAGUGUUCUUCAGCUCAGGACCUGAGCGGCCCGCGGGACACUGCAGUCCCGGGCCGCUGGAGCCAGAUCUCACAGAACCAGAACAUCCAGCUGCCCUCCAGCAGAGACAAAGAGGCUUCCGCUCACAGUGUGUUUGUGAAGAACCAGGCCGUCGGUGACGUGUGCCUGAGCGCUUUCGUCUUCAUCUCUGAAGCGCAGCUCAUCUGCACCUUUCUGAAGAUCAAGUGGAACGACAAACUCAGUUGGCCAGGUUUCAGCGUGCGCUGGAUCUCUAAGUCUUACCCGCUCGACCAGCUCCUGCCUCCGUGUGCCGCGGUGAAGUCCAGAGGCGCUCUGGUCCCAGCCUUCUCUCCAGACGGUCAACUGCUAGCCGUCGUCCUGAACCAGAAAGACCCGCAGGCGACGCAGGUGUUGUUCAUCAGCACUCAGAACUUUGUGACCGUGUCCAGUGUUUUAGGAGGAUGUGGCGUGAAGACGCUCAGUAUUCCAGCUAAAUAUGUGAGGUCGUACUGGGCCGGGUCUGUGAGCUGGACUCCUGAAGGGCUUUAUCUGGCCUGCGUGCUGAAGAGAGGCUCUCUGCUGAUGCUGGCGCGUCUCGGCGGACUCGUCUCUCUGUCCACGACAGGAUGCAGCGUAGAGUUUGGCUCCGCCCACUUCCUGCCUCUUCACCCGCUGGUCACCUACAGACCUCCAGCGCCUCUGCAGUCUCAGGACGUGUCCAGCUCCAGCGCGUCUCUCCGCGACCCCAUGAGACAGCGCUACUCCGUCACGUGGCAUCCUCGCCAGCCCUUCCUCAUCGUGUCCGACGGCUACAUGGUGACGGUGCUGAGGAUGAGCGAGCGCCCGUCUGCCGCCGGACUGAUGAGCGCCGCCCUGCUGGACGCCGCCCAGGGACUGGAGCGCAUCCGGAGGGAGCUGGGCUCGUCUCAGCCUCAGUUCAGGUCCCGGCUGGAGUCCAUGUCCUCUCUGACGUUCACAGGAAGUCUUCAGGCUCUUAAAGAGAAAGAAACGCCGCUGUCCGCUCUGCCUCCGUACCUUCAAGACACAGCGGACCUCCCACGAAACACAGAGAGAACGCAGGAUGAGGAAGACCGUGACUCUGAUGAAGGUCCGUAUACCUGCUCGCACACAGAAGACGGAGGCAAGCUGGAGUUUGCGUCUAUGUUUGACACUCUUCACGCCCGAGCGGCGUCCCCGGGUCUGCAGGAGGACCUGGACGGGGUCCACAGGAGCCUCACGAGAGCCUGGGCCCUGGGCGUGUCUCUGGGCUCGGUCCAGCAGAGAGAGCGUCUCCUCAGGUACACCGUCCUCUGCGUGGCCCGCCUCCUGAGCCUCCUCCGGGUCGGAGACACCUGGGUCCCUCACGCCCUUCACUCCCUCGGGACGCUGCUGUCCUUCCUCCCGUGGGACGCCGGACGCAUCGCUGGACGAGGCUGUCUGGACAUCGCCGUGGAGCUCACUCGAUGUUUCGUGGACACGUUUCUCCCGCCUCCCUCGUCCCGUUUAACCCUUUCCUCUCGACUUGGCGCGGCGCUCGUCGUCCUUCGGCGAGCGUCUCGGAGCAUAGACCGAACCUACAGCCUCCCGCCGAGAGCAGUGCAUCAUGGGAAAGACGGCCAGCUGACGUUCUGCUCAGACGUAUUUUCCGUCCCGCUGUUACAAGACGAUGCUGAUGCCGAUGCCGAGACAGGAGCACAAACAGCACCUUCUAAAAGAUUGGUGGUUAUUUGGCGCGAGGUGUACAAAAGGGCUUUGCGCUAUCAGGAGGAAUUACUUCACCGCAGAGGCGUGAAACACGAGCUUGAGAAGAUGUCAGUUAUUAUACCUCAAAUCCAGCAAGCUUUACAGUCAGCCGGAGACCGUCUUGAAGAGAGCCACACACUGCGCAGUUUCAGCGGGGAACAGCACUUUAUUUUAGGAGAGUACACGGAAAGCGUUCAUGUGUGGAGGACCGAGCUGAGGGCAGAGAGACGGAGAGGUCCGGUGACGUGUUAUCAGGAGACUCGCCGCUGUCUGGCUCUUCUCUACACACUGCUCUUCCAGUACCGGCUGCGAGAGGCUCAAGGGCUGUGUGACCGACUGGCACGGCAGCUACAGACACGAGCGGGACGACAGGAAGAGGAAACGCCAGCAGAGGGUGUAGAUGAGCUGGUGUCCGAGGGUCCGGCGGGGCGGGAAGCCGCCUGUGCUGUGGUUCAGUCUCUGGGCAGGUUCAUGGCUGCGUACUUCACAAACCGGCCGCUCUGCAUCCUCCCGCCACACAGCGUCGACGUGCUGCCGCCUCUUCACUUACCACACGACACCGGUGGACGUGUGGUAGAGCUGUGUCAGACUCGAGUGUCUCUGUCGGUGCGCUCCGAGCAGCUCUCGGCGCUGUGGACGGUGGAUUACGCUCUGGAGCUCCUCCUGCUGGGCGGAUUGAUGCCCGAAGCCGUGUGGAUGGCGCUUCGGCUGGGCGACUGGAAGAUGGCCUCCGCCCUCGGCCUGGCCUACACCCACUACUGCGGUGGACAGCUGGACAUCAGCAGCUUGCGUUGGAGAGAACUGCACCUCCCCACCGAGCUCAAGCCCGCGGUGAUAUUCCAGAAUCAGCUGGAGAUGUUACUGGGACGAAUGCCUGGGUCCGAAGGAGAUGCUAACGCAGAGGACGUGGAUCUGGUUCAGGUCUCUGUGCAGGAGAUCUUGAAGGCGUCUGUCAUGGCGGAGCUGGACGUCAUCUCUCAGCCUCUGACGCAGAUUCUGGACGCAGCCAAAGAGCGAGCCGCAUCACUUCCUGCUCUGGUUCCUCCUGCGUUCUACCUGCCCGCUCCUCCUCUGUACUGUCCACAGCCUUCGCCCAACACACAGGACUCGGUGAAAGAUACGGCUCUGGUUCUGGAGCGGGAGUCUCGCUGUCAGGUGUCUGGGCUGGUUCAGAAGGUUCUGAUGCUCUUCAGGGCGACACACAGCUCUCGGCCCGCGGCGCAGUGGUACAUCACUAACCUGCAUCGCUGCAGACACUUACUGCACAAGAUUGGGAAGAAAGCGUCCGAACCCAAAGCAGAACUGAUUCCCGAUGGACUGAGGAAAUUCUCCACUCAUCGUGGGUUCUUCCAAUCAGGGCCCAGCAAAGACAUGGAUAGCGUCACAACCCAGAUCAUUACAUGCUUUCGUGAGUUGUGUGCUCUUUGCUGGAUGCUCCAUGUGAGGGACCAGCUCAGCGUUUCCUGUAGAAGGUACCAGGCUGCAAGGCAACAGGGGAAGACACUCAGGUGCGCGAGUGUGUCGGGUCUCUGUGUUGAGGCUCUGUGUUGGGCGCGCCGUCUCCUGCCGUUCUGCCGUUUCCUGAACGCAGAGGAAGUCCUGCAGGACUUAGUGCUCAGCCUGGUGUCUGAACUACCACCCGGUCAUGUGACGGCAGAAACCCUAGCAGAAGUGUUUCCUGAUGAGACGGAGUCUGUUCGCGUGCCGCUGCGGGAUAAAUACACGUCUCUGGUCCAGAGACUGAGACCCGUGAUCGUGCCAGACACCUCCACACCAGAAGUGGAGGAGGGAAGCGAGAGGGAAGACGAGGACGGCGAUACGGUGAUGAUUCUGAUCCAGGAUCGGCUGAGGAAGAGACGCCGGGAGCUCCGGCGCCUGGCAAAGUACCUGGGUGCACCGGAGCCGUAUCUGUGGGAGAGAGAGGAGGAGGAGGACAGGGGAGGUGCUGCAUCUAUACUGAAGCGCCUCUCUCUCGGGACGAGUUUGAGUGACAGCACGCUGACGGACGGUGGGCGUCCCCUAGUGUACAGCGAAGGAGACACAGCCGAGACGCUGUCAGAGCCUCUUUCCCCAGAGCUGGAGACCAAAUCAGCACACAGCUCAAAGACGGCAACAUUUCUGGAUGCACCUCAGAAAUCAACAGAAGAAAGGAAAGGAGAUAAAAGGUGUUGUUCAGAGCGGACCGUGCCCUCAGUGGGAACCUGGGAGUUUGAGCUGGUGGACGAGGAGUACACGCUCUUCCUGGAGUUAUUCCUCAGCUACACGCUGGGAAAAGACAGCCUGGACGCCCAAGAGUCUGAGCUGCCUUUACUGAGCGCUUUCUCACAACAGCUCCGCUCUAGAGAGCUGCACUCGGCGACCUUUGACAUGCUGAGCGCUCUCAAGCGGCGUCAGAAGGAUCGUAAACGGAGCGCUCCGUUACCUUUCUUCCACGCCGGUCACUGCUUCCGAACUCUCCCGCUUACUCCCGAACCUCCGGCGUCUGUCCGGUCCGACACUUCCCACCGGGCCCUUCCUGGACUCCAUCCCGGGAAACGUCGAGGUCUAUUCGCCCUCCGUCGCCAUGCCGCCUUAACGUCCGAAGUCAGCGCGGCCCCGAUCGGCGCCGAAGUCCUCUCUGAGGCCGAAGGAGAUGUUGAGACGGAGCUGGACGCCUCUCUCGAGGUCCGGUUUCCUCGGCUGGCCCGGCUGCUGGAGUGGAUGCUGCGCUGGGCGGAAAGGCGGGUUCUGCUCUCUCAGCCAAUCAGAAGCACCUCAGAGGGCUCCGGUGAUUCGGUGGUCAUCAGGGUCAGAGCCUCGACCCCUGCAGUGCUGACCGCGCUGGAGCUGCUGGAGCGGAGGUACAGCGCCGCCCUGCUGGGGGAAAACGCGCAUCGCUCCAGUACCGAGAGGGAGGAGCCUAUCUCCCAGCCAAUCACAGGCCGGAGGCGGGACAGAGAAAGCGGCGUGGACACGGGUUACCCGGGGUCAGCAGAGACGGAGCUGGACGUCCAAGACGCUCAUGAAGCCGAGGAGACGUCUGAACGAGAAGAGACGGUGAUGUCUGAUGAACAGAUCCGAGACAUCAGACGCACAUCUACAGACGACGAGAGCAGCUCUUCUGAUGUCACCGAGGCAUCAUGGACCAAUCAGAGCAGAGAUCACAGAGAUCAGGCUUUAACACUGACUGAUCUACAGCCUCCGGACCCAGGUGAACCCUCCUCACAAUCACAAUCCGAGGGAAAACACGUCUCCUGUGCGCCGCUGGACAGACCUGAGCUCUCGGCUUCAGACGGAGCACCGUUACCCAUGAUUCCCGGCGGCGCAGCACCUCACAGCGAGCCCCAAACACACACAGACCCCGUCAGACAGCUGCUACAGGACGAGCUCUUCAGGCUGGUGCAGCUUCAGCAAAUCAACUUCAUGAGUCUCAUGCAGGUCGUCGGAGCGUCUUUCUCAAACCUGCCGCUGUCUCAGUCCAGUGCAGCUGCAUUGCCGGCCCAGAGCCAGUCUCUUACCCAGAAUGCCCAGCACACUGCGUGUGACCACACCAGCCUCCCAACAGCAGCCAGCGGAGAGGAAAGGGUUAACAUCACCCAGGACGUGAAUUCAGCAUCUGAUCUCAAUCCACGUAAUGAGAGUAAGCGGAGAAACACAAGCCGCAAACCUCAGGAAGUCCAGCAGUUGCUCAUUGGCUCGGACUGGCCGGAGGACGGUCCCCCUCAGGGCAGGGGCCUGAUCCCGACGUCCCGAGGGCUUCUGACCACCGCUGGAGCUCGGACACACGGACUCAGACUCCUGCAGCUUCCUCCGGCUCCCGUGAGGCAGGCCUGGGCCGCGUCUGACCCCUCGUGUGUCCGGCCGGCAGCUCCGGCAGCUCCUCCGGCUCUUCCCCUGCUGCGCUUUCACCCGGACACCCAGCGGCCCGUCACGCUGCCUCGCGUCCCACAAUCCACCACGGCAAGACUGCCCAGAGUUCAGCUGCUGCACAGAGAGCCGGAUCCACCUGCUGCUGUCCGGCGCUUCAGCUCUGCUCCGCUACGAACGCCUCGUCUCAUCCCGCUGGAGGAGCUGUCGAGACGGGCCCCAGCGACACACACGGGCCCCGGGGCCAGACUACAGCUCUUACAGACCGACCCCGUCCCCCAGAACAAGAUCACAAGCGGCCCGUCCGUCAAGAGACAGAAGAGGAGAGAGGAGAAGAAGAAGAAGAAGGAGGACAGUACUGCCGUCACUUUCAGACCGGAAGACUCCAUCAUACCUCCGGAGUCUCUGGAUCCCAAAACUCCUGCAGAAGACGCGCCGGACGAGACGGACGCCUACACCUCUCCUUCAGGCUGCUUUGACUCGGAGCUGUCCGGACAGCGCUUGUUGGAGAAGGCGUACAUGUCCUCGGCCGAGCUGCAUGCGUUGGCCUCCACUCAGAAGAGAGCUCCUGACAUCCAGGACGCCUGCACAAACACCGACGCAGAACCGCCUCGCUCCGUCACAGAUGAAGCCGUUUCCGUCCAGCUUUCUUCUUCUCCCAGCAUGCCGUCUGCUCCUGAAGGAGGGCUGAUAGACGUCGUUCCUGUCGUUCCUCCAGACGUUUUCCUGAAUCUUCGCUACUCUAAAGAAAAAUCAUCAGAUGCCGAGAAUGCAGGCCCCGCGGAGUCUGGCUCGGAACUUAAUCCAGAGGGACGGAGGUUCAUCAACGUGAUCGAUCUGACAGACGGCGCUCUGCUUCAGAGUCAGCCCUCAUCUGCUCAGCUCCACCUACUAGCGGCGUCUGUCGUAAACCCCGCCCACAAACAGGACCUAAGCUCCGCCCCUGACGACACCGAGCCCUUCACUGAGAAUCUGGAAGGAGAGGAUCCAGGUCCCUCAGUAGUGCGCAUGCCUCCCGAAGUCGUUCUCGGCGGUGACCCCGUGACUCUGAGCGUCCUGGCGGGCGUUAGUGCUUCACCUCCGAGCGCUCUGGACCGGCUGGUGAUGUCCAGGAGUCAGAUCUCAGCGCGGCUGUCGGAGAUGGACGCUCAGCUGCUCAGACUGCAGAGCAUCGCUGAUAACAUCGACCGAGAGUUCGCCAGCACCAGACUGCUGGUGAACACUAUUGAGACGCUGAGUCCUUCAGUGACGGAGAACAAGCCUCAGUCCAGCUCUCUCAGGGUCGUACGAGAAGUGAGGAGUUACUGUCCUUCACCGCAUCGUUUUGGAGCCACGGCCGACCCGGAGACACGAGACCGGGAGGUUUUAUCUCCUUCUGCACUGAUCCGAAGUUCAGCCCAUCACGAGCGCUUUCCUCCGACAGUGAAACUGGAGCAGCAUGAGCCAGAUACUGAUCCUGAUGUGAUGGAGUCCUUGCUUGAGAAUCCCGUGAAGCCGGCCGAGGACACUCUGGGGGUCAGCGGCCUCAGUGACGUCAAGGACAUUUUGUGUGAGUUGAUCAGAGACGGCGCUUUAUCCCGAUCAGCGCUGGAUGUGUCCCGAUCAGGAACGCUUCAGCCGAGCAGGUCAGAGGUCAAGCCGAGCGGAGCCAUGAUGGAGGAGGAGCGCAGGGAUCUGAGGAUGUGGAUGAGGAGGAGACAGAGAGAACGACUGAUAGAGUACAGAAAACAGAGAGAAGAGAAGAGAGAGCGAGAGCACAGGCCCUUCAUCUCUCCUGUUAAACACAAUCCUACGUCUGCAGAUCUGGCAACCAGCAAGAAAAACAAAGAGCAGCGAGACAGGCUGCUUCUUCAGGAGCAUCACGAGCAGAGAGCACGAGACGCCUGUGGUCUGAUCACGGAGCUGCUCACCGAACCCAUCCAGCUUCCCUCAAACACACAGCACAGGAGCAGUGAGAGGAUUCCCAGGAGUCGGAGCGGGCCUCGUGUUUCUCCGGGGAGGACCGUCGUGCUCCGGAGGAAGUCUGCAGCGAAGACACGCGUCUCUCUGAGCGGCAGACUCGGCCUGAACAGACCAGCCAGCGCUCUUCCGGCCGAUCGCUUGUCUCAGGUCACUCGGCGCGGGAUGCUGUCUGAGACCAGGUCCAGACGAGAGAUGAGGACCUGCACUCAGAGUACAGGAAAAGAGAGAGAUCAGACACAGGAGGGAGACGCAGGGAGUCUGUGGAGCUCAGACGAAGAGGACCAGGACCUCAGACCGGACUGGACCGAAGCGGAUCUCCUGCGUGAUCUGGAUCUGGACGCUCUUUCUCCGAGCUCCAGCAGCGUCCUGAGUAAACUGGACUGGGCCGCCAUCGAGAGGAUCGUGGCCGAAGAGCAGUGAAGCGUCCAGAUGCUGCACAGCUGCAGGCUGGGAGUGUGUGUGUGUGUCUGUGUGUGUGUGUGUGUGUGUGUGUGUGUGUGUGUGUGUGUGUGUGUGUGUGUGUGUGUGUGUGUGUGUGUGUGUGUGUGUGUGUGUGUGUGUGUGUG